Molecule: messenger RNA, 2192 nt
Organism: Cyprinodon tularosa
Lineage: Eukaryota; Metazoa; Chordata; Actinopteri; Cyprinodontiformes; Cyprinodontidae
Product: patatin-like phospholipase domain-containing protein 2
Exons: 9
Coding region: 123-1424 (433 amino acids)
Biological process (GO): lipid homeostasis; triglyceride catabolic process
Cellular component (GO): cytoplasm; membrane; lipid droplet
Molecular function (GO): triacylglycerol lipase activity
Source: RefSeq, a predicted model, not a curated record
AAAGUCCUUUCACCAACUGCUUCAUAAAUGCCUGAUGUAAUUCAUUUAUCUUUAUUUGUUGCUGCCCCUGUAACGCUCUUCCUGAUUAAGGAAUAAUUUUAGGAUCACAAAAACGUUUCAAGAUGUCCCACUUUCAUGAUGUUCCCUGGGAUAUUUCCUUCUCUGGAUCUGGAUUCCUGGCUACCUAUCAGCUGGGUGUUGUCCUGUGCUUCCUGCAGUAUUCACCCUGGAUUCUGCAGUCAGCACCCUUCAUCCUCGGAGCGUCUGCAGGAUCUGUGGUUGCAGCGGCUGCUGUCUGUAAAGUUGACCCAAUUACCAUUCGGGAUGAGAUGAUUCUUUUUGCCAAGAAGGCGUUGGCUUCUCCACUUGGACCACUUAACCCUUCAAAUGGGGUUUCGAAGUGGUUGGAAAGUGUUUUGCGCAAACACCUUCCAUCAGAUGCACACCAUUUCGCAAGCGGCCGCCUCGGUGUUGCUGUGACACGUCUCUCAGAUGGGAUGCAGUUAAUCCUGUCGGAAUAUCAAUCCAAAGAAGAUGUUGUGGAUGCUCUGAUGUGUAGCUGCUUUGUCCCUGGAUACUGUGGCUUUCUGCCUCCAGAAUUCAAAGGAGUCCACUACAUGGAUGGUGGCUUUAGCGGACUCCAGCCCUUACUGUCUGAGGCAUCAAGCCGUACACUGACUGUCUGCCCAUAUUCUGGAGAAGCUGAUAUCUGCCCAACUGAUCCUCCUAGUGUGAUGGAAGUGGUAGCUACUGGAGCCAUUCUUAAUUGCAACAUGGCUAAUGGCUUUAGGAUACUCAAUAGUCUUUAUCCUCUGACUCUAGAGACUGUAGAGCAAGCUUUCCAUGUUGGCUUCAAGGAUGCCAUCCAAUUCCUUCAAAGCAAUGAUGUUGCCCUUGGUGUGAAAGGGCACAGUAUAGCCCAACGGUCCUUGAACCAUAACCCUGCCAAUUCCAAGAUGGAUCUAAAUACACCCAAAGUGGAAGAGCAGGAGAUGAAAGAGGCUGAACAAACUGACCUGAAAACAUCUUUAGAAGAAUCUAGAUCCAUGCAAAUGUUCAACUCCACCAUGCAAGAACCCAUCGAAGAUCCUCUCCCCCAUUUUGACAUAAUGAAAAAUGUUCUCAUGGGAAAUGUGACGACGUACCUGAGUAUGUUUGGGUUACCAGUGAGGAUCUUUUCCAAUCUGCUUCUACCUUUGGUAGUGUCAUUUUAUGCCAUGCUCCAAAGUAGACAAAGACUGAAGCUGCUGUUCAAAGAGGUCCCUCAGCUUGUUGUUUGGGGUUGGCAUUUUACGAGACUUACUGGAUUUUUCUUCAUCAACAUUUUGAUCUAUAGUCUCCAGAGGCUUAUAAAAGACCGGUUAACACGCUUCUUCCUGCUGCUGCAAUGGCUGAAGUUACAAACACAGUAUGAAGUCCUAUGAGGAGAUAACAAUCUUUCUUCUUCUGAUUUACACUACUCAAAAAAGGAAACAUCUAAGGAACACAUUUAUAACCAAAAAUAAACCAGACAAGAAGCGGAAGUAAGAGGCAGUUAACAAGAAAACCCUAAAAGAAGAGUGGUUCUGCGGGUGGUAUCCUUUCUGGCUAAUGUUUUAUACACUUUUGCAUCUUGUCCAUACAUGGGGCUUGUGCUUAUAUCUCAGUACUAUGCAUGGCAGUUUACAUUUGCCAGGGUACACCAAAUUUGUAAAAUUCACCAGUGGUACCAUAUGCUCUUCACAAAUGAGAAAAGGUUCUACUAUAUACUAUUCAUACUAAGCACAUAUGACAGAUGUGAUAUGUACUUUUUUUAGAAUAUUUAUCUGCCUGCAACAUCCCUCAGCAUGAUUAUGGGUCAUUAAUGGUUUGUGGAGGCAUUUCUCUGGAGGCCUAUACUGCCCUAAAUUUGCCAGCCAGAGGUACCCUGACUGCCAUAAGCUACCAGACUUUAGCUACCUGUGGUUAAAGUGGGUCAGCAGUUCCUGCAUUAUGAAGGCAUUGAUGCUAUAGACUGCCUGUAACCCAGAUCUGAAUCCAGUUGAGCACACCAAAUAUGUUAUAUGUUAUUUCACUGAGGAAUACCAAGUUGGACCACAGAUUGUCCAGCAGUUUACUGAUGCUUUAAUCUAGGUCUAGGAAGAGAUACCAGGAGAAAACCUGUAAUGCAUCUGGCCUUUAAGUAGUUGCCCAAUUGAAAAAAAAAAAAAAAA